AAAUCAAAACCGUGUCACAAUUACUGUCUACAUCGUAAACAUCGUUAAAUACCAGGAUCUAAAAUAUGUUCAAUUUCUGUUAAAAAAAAGUGAGAAAAUGAGAAAAAAAACUGCUCAAUCUUAUCUCCCCAUCGUAGCACCGUGCCCAUUCAUUCCUGUCUUCUUCUACGUGGAGAACGUCUCCACUAUUUUAUCUCCAGCACAUCAUACGGAUCGAGUCAUCGUUCUUAUCUCCCUGCCGUGAUUUUUCUGCUCAUCUUCAUCCGCCGUCGCUCUGGAUCCGUGGAAAAAUCUGCAGGAUCCUUAUCCUUACCGCUGCCUUGCCGCUCAGCCGCCGCUCAACUCGAGCAUAAGAAUCCAGCCGCCCUGAGCUCCUUCCUGGUGGCCGGCGCUCAUCUUCCACGGCGUCUCCAUCUCCUCUGCUGGCGUCGCGCGCUUGCCUCCUGCCGGCCAAGGCUUCUCCUCUGUGCUCCUCACUCCUCCAGCCAAGCGGCUCCAUGGAGGCCAAGCUACUUCCUCGUGGCAUCUCUAUCUCUCAGCCGGUCAAGUUUCUCUCUGCCGUGCGCAGCUCGCUCAAUCCUCCCUGCUCGAAUUUUUUUAGCGCCGAGCUCUCCUGCUUCCCAUGGUGUUCGUCCUCAAGUUCGCCGUGGAGCUCCCUUGCAGCGCCCUGCUCGCCCCAGCGGCUCCCUGCUCGCGUCUCCAGCCAUCGGCAGCUCACCGCGCACAGCUCCCUGUCCGUCCUCUCUGCCGAGCGAUUUUCGCGUGCGCGUGCAGCUCCGGCUCGUUCCCCAUGGUGGCCGCGGUGCCUCUCUGCCUGCUGGAACGUCCUUGUCCGCGAACUCCACCCAUCCGUGCCAGUCGCCGUUUCUAUGAUCGAUUCCAAGCUGUAGUGUGCCCGGUUGCUUUUUCUUCGUCCCAUGGCGCCCGGACUUCUGCUCGCCCCAGCUCGCUGUUGUCGCGAGCUCCAGCCCGGAUUUCGCCUUGUCACGGCGCCUGCUGCUCGCCCCUGCUGCGCGUGUCGCAUUCUUCUAUUGCGCGCACGAAAAUUCUCUGCUCACAACGGCGUGUUAAGUUUCCGCGUCGAGCUCCUCUCGUGCGUGCAUGUCGUCGUCUCCAAGUCGAUUCUUGGCUGUCGUAGUAUUUUUAAGUUAUCCCGGCCAUGUCUGUGGUUGUCAGGCGUGUCUGUUGCCGUGAACUCGCCCCUGGUGUCCACUCUGUCUCUGGUCCGCGCUUCCUUCAGUUCGGCCAGGCGGGGCAUCGUUCCGUGCUGUGCUCGCCCAAGUCGCCACUGUCAAAUCGUCGGAGUCGCUCAACUCACCAAUCGUAUCUUGGUCAGUCAUCGAUUUCAUAUUUAUCAUGGUCCUCACGUCAGUCGUCCCUAUUCGAACUUGCUAGCUCGCCGACUGACCGUCGUGUACCUUGAAAUCCCUCGUCGGCCGACCUCGCGACUUAGUUCGUCGCGUCGGGUAUGUAGCUAUAUAUAUGCCACCCUCCUAUAUCAUCGUCGAAGCUGUCAUCCUCUGCUCGACCCCCACCUCACCAGCUCGCUCCAAACACGAUCUCGUCGUCGUUUCGUGUGUCAUCAAGAAAUCCCAAGCGUCGGAUGAAGACGGAGCCAACAGCAUGGUGUUCACCAAGUGCACGACAGGAAGCUCGAGCCGGGAUUUAUCAGCAUUCGUACGAGUAUUGGGUCGCGUUUGGUGCUGGUGAGCCGAUUUAUAAUUUUUGUACGUUUAUCUGAUGAUUGGAUUAACUAGAAUUAUUAGUCGUAAUAA
Zea mays is the source of this 1775-nucleotide messenger RNA. RefSeq lists its product as uncharacterized. The transcript has a single exon. The record is from RefSeq and is a predicted model, not a curated record. NCBI's taxonomy places the organism in Eukaryota, Viridiplantae, Streptophyta, Magnoliopsida, Poales, Poaceae. The coding region runs from base 918 to 1607 and encodes 229 amino acids.